Molecule: messenger RNA, 1620 nt
Organism: Brenthis ino (lesser marbled fritillary)
Lineage: Eukaryota; Metazoa; Arthropoda; Insecta; Lepidoptera; Nymphalidae
Source: the annotation of a GenBank genome assembly
AUGAAAAUAAAGCUAUUUAGACUAAGAGAAAAAUUAUUCAAGAGAACAAUUAUUGUUAUAAUGGGGCGAGAUAAUGACGAAUUCGGUACUUACGAGGUCCAUAAAUCUGAAGAGCUCGGCAGAUAUCUUGUUGCUGCACGUGAUUUAUCACCUGGAGAUGUAGUCUUAACGGAACUGCCCCUUAUCUUCGGACCCAAAGCCAUGCCUGACCCUGAAGCAUCAAUGCCAUGUGUUGGGUGCUAUAAACCAGUAUUUACCGAUAUAGGGGAGAGAUGUUCAAGAUGUGGUUGGCCCGUUUGCUCUGGCAACUGUCCUGGACUGAAGGACCCUCGACACCAUGGAGUUGAAUGUGACAUAUUAAGUGUUCGACCGGAAUGUGUCCUUGAUAACAUGGCAGAAUAUUACAGGCAUGAUGCUUUACUACCAUUACGAUGUCUUCUUCUUCAAAAUACAGAACCAGAUAAGUGGAGGAAAUUAUUAGAAAUGCAAUCACAUAUGGAGUUUCGAGCGCCGGGAACAGAGAUAUACGAAGAAGUCAACGAAUUUAUCGUCGAAUAUCUCAUGAACAAUUUCAUAAAUAAACUAGAUGAUAGUAUAAAGAAGAAAUAUUUAAAAAAUGUAACAGCUGACCUAAUACAUAUAAUAUGUGGUAUCAUAGACACGAAUGCAUUAGAAAUAAGACUACCUGACGGUUCAGAACUGAAUGCUUUAUACGCUAACACCUGCUUACUAGAACACAGUUGUAUACCAAAUACGAAGCAUAUAUUUAAUUUGUCAAAAGAUAACGGUCUUUAUAGAAUAAAAAUUAAAGCAGUAGUGCCAAUAACAAAAGGAAGUCAUAUAGCAACUAUGUAUAGCCAUGCUCUAUGGGGUACACAGGCAAGACGGCAACAUUUAAAAGAUACCAAAUAUUUCUCAUGCAAAUGUCUUCGAUGCAGUGACCCAACAGAAUUAGGCACUUAUUUAAGCGCUAUGAAAUGUUUUGGUGACGACAGAGGUCCUUGCGAUGGAGUACAUUUGCCUGAAGACCCAUUAAAUGAAGAAACAGAUUGGGCUUGCAGUAAAUGUCCAAUAAAAGUGAACAAUUCUCAAAUAAACAUGCUUAUAUCGCAAAUGGGGGAAGAAGUAGAAAACGUACAGAUGAGUGCCGGUUCUGUGAAUAUGUUGGAAAAUGUUCUCACGAGACUGUCAACAUUUUUACAUCCAAAUCAUUAUCAUCUGUACUCUAUAAAGCACUCGCUAAUUCAAUUGUAUGGGAGGCAACCCAGUUACAUGUCCGAGGAGAUAUUAGAUAAGAAAAUUAAAAUGUGCAAAGAUUUAAUAGAUAUAACUAAAAUAUUAGACCCAGGUAAUGCCAGACUUAGUCUAUAUAGCGCUGUUUUAAAUCAUGAGUUACACUCAGCUUUACUACUAAAAUGCAAAAAGGCUAAUCGCGAUGGUUCUAUCAAAUCGGUUGAAGAAAUACAAUCAUUACUCAAAGAAGCUAAAGAUUCUAUAGAAGUAGCAUUAUUGUCUUUAAAGGACGAUAUAGAAGAAACUUCAGGUAAAAGAUUGUAUGAAGUCAUAGAAUGCAGUAAAAAGGACUUUGAUAAAUAUUGCAAAGAAAAGAAUGUUAGUGUU